CAGAAAGUACCAGCUCCAGACAGAAAGAAGUAGCAGUAGAAACUUUUCGAUAUUUUACAUUAUAAUUUUCGUUUUUACGUACUUUUGAGAAAACGCACGAUUAAUCGUCUCGGUGGCCAUCAGGUGACAAAGGGCGAAUCCUAAAGCCCCAACAUGGCGGAGGACAUGUUAGGUGCGGACAUAUGCAGGGUCUGUCGAUCGGACGACCCUGAGAGACCUCUCUUUCAUCCCUGCAUUUGCACGGGCAGUAUCAAAUGGAUCCACCAGGAGUGCUUGCUCCAGUGGAUGCGGUAUUCACGCAAGGAGUACUGCGAGCUCUGUGGAUACCGCUUUUCUUUUGCUCCAAUCUACAGCCCGGACAUGCCUCGACGGCUGCCUCUUCGGGAUGUGGUGGGCGGAUUAUUUUCAAGCAUAGUCACCGCCGUCAAGUACUGGCUCCACUACACUCUAGUCGCCGUUGCCUGGCUCGGAAUCGUUCCUCUAACAGCAUGUCGAACCUACAGAGCCCUCUUCAGUGGACCUCUUGAUCUAGUAAAAAUUCUCUCGCUCCCAAUGGACAUGAUCUCGACAGAAAACGUCUCCUCGGAUGUUUUUCACGGCGGUUUAGUGAUAAUAUGCACCCUAGUCGCUUUCAUCGGUUUGGUCUGGCUUCGUGAGCAGAUUUUACACGCAGGUGGACCCGAUUGGCUGGAGAGAGACAAUGUGCAGUUGCCACCGGUGGACAAUCCACCUGCUGCCGAAGGCCAACAGCAGCAGAACCAGGAAGAGAGGGUCAUUCAACAACCCGAGGCUCCUGACAACAACAACGUGCCGCCUUUCGUUGACGAUCCACCGAGAGCUGACGAACAAAACGAGGAUGGAAUUCACAUGAUUAUCGACGCCGUGGCGCACAUAGAAGAGAACCCCUUGUAUCAAGAGGAAAUCAAUCAGGCAGCCGUUUUUCCCGAGCGACUCGCGCGGGAAGAGGAACUCGCGGCACCUCGGCCAGAAGUGGACCGACCAAAUGGCCGAGUGAUGCGAAAUUUGGCCCACUUGCGCGCUCAUUUUCAAGGCCAGGCUGCUCCGCCGCCGCCUCCUCCUCUCGCGGGUCCAGCACAAAUCCAAGGCGAGGCCGAAGAAGCCAACUGGAAUCCAAUGGAGUGGGAUCGUCCAGCUGAAGAGCUCACCUGGGAACGUCUCCUCGGCCUGGAUGGAUCGCUCCUCUUCCUCGAGCACGUCUUCUGGGUCAUUUCGCUCAACACUCUCUUCAUCAUCGUUUUCGCCUUCUGUCCCUAUCACAUCGGGCACUUUGCAAUCGCGAAUAUGGGACUCCAGGAGCACGCCGCGGCCUCUCACUUUGAAGGAUUGGUCACGACCCUCUGCGGAUACUGCGUCAUUGGCGUUUGCCUCGUCGUGCUCCACACACUCGCCGCUCUCUUCGGACUGCGCACCUCUCAACGGAUCCUCGGCCUCUGCUACGUCGUCGUCAAGGUCUCGCUUCUCUCGGUCGUCGAGAUUGGCGUCCUGCCGCUCGUUUGCGGCUGGUGGUUGGACAUCUGCUCUCUGGCGAUGUUCGACGCCACUCUCCGCGACCGCGAGUCCUCAUUCCGCCACGCCCCGAGCACAUCGAUGUUCAUCCACUGGCUCGUCGGCAUGGUCUACAUCUACUAUUUCGCCUCGUUCAUCCUUCUCCUGCGCGAGAUCCUGCGACCCGGGGUUCUCUGGUUCCUGCGGAAUCUCAACGAUCCGGAUUUCUCGCCGAUCCAGGAAAUGGUGCAUCUGCCGAUUUUGCGACACGCGAGACGCCUCGUCGCCUCGGCUGUCAUCUUCGGCACGGCGAUACUGCUGAUGCUCUGGCUCCCGGUGAGGAUUCUGCGAUGGGCCUGGCCGGGAUUUCUCCCCUACACAGUCACCGUUCAGAGCGAGGCCCAGGUGAGCGAGUUGUCGCUGGAACUGCUUCUGCUGCAGGUGAUACUGCCGGCUUUGCUGGAACAAAGUCACACGCGAACCUGGCUGAAGGCUCUGGUGCGCGGCUGGUGUCAGGUGGUGGCCUGGCUUCUGGAUUUGCAGUCCUAUCUGCUGCGCGAUCAGUCGGAUGAGCCGGGACCCGCGGCAGUUGAGGAGCCGCAGCUACAUCCCGACUUGGGAGCCGCUCAUCAGGCCAUGAUUCAUCGAGAGACGCCAACGGAUUUCCAGCCGUAUGUCCGCCCGAGAUGGUUCCAUGCGCGACUCAUGGGAUUGCUCUUCUGCGUUUGUGUCUCGCUUGUCAUUGCGAGUUUGAUUGCCAUGACUCUUCCUGUCUGGCUUGGACGAAGAGUGAUGGCUCUUUGGAUGGUUGGGGCUCCUGCACCAUCGCCCCCGGUUCUACCACCUCCGGUGUCCAGCGCCAAUGGAAACGAUUCAAUGGUGACCUUGUCCGGACGAGUUCACGAGGUCUACACAGUUGCCUGCGGGACCUACGUCUGCUGGGCAGCCUUCCGAGGGCUGGCUCUCGCAAUAUCCUGGCUUCCGCGAGGUCGACGCGCCAUCAUCGACCGAAUAAAGCACUGGGCAAUCCUCGGUGCCAAGGCAUCAGUCGCCUUCUUCCUCCUGAUUGGCGUGAUUCCCCUCCUUUUCGGCCUUCUCCUAGAACUCGUGGUCGUAGUGCCGCUGAGGGUUCCUCUCGAGCAGAAUCCGAUUCUCUUCAUCUGGCAAGACUGGGCCCUUGGAGUCCUCUACACGAAAAUCGCCACCGCAGUGACCAUGAUGGGUCCCGAGUGGCGUCUUCGUCUAGCCAUCGAGAAAGCCUACACCGACGGGAUCCGGGAAAUGGACCUGAAAUUCAUCGUCACCGAAUUGGCCGCUCCAGUGAUUUGCUGCUUUGGCCUCGCUCUUGCAAUUCCCUACGCGGUCGCUCAUGGAAUUGUUCCUCUUCUCGUCACCAAUCCCCAGACUCAAAUUCUCAUCGCGAGACGCCUCUAUCCUUUCCUGCUUCUCGUCAAUCUCGUCUGCAUUGUCAUCAGUUUUCAGAUUCGUCAGUUCCGAAAGCUCUACGAGCACAUCAAGAAUGACAAGUACCUGGUUGGCAAGAGACUUGUCAACUACGAGCACAGAAAUAAGACGCAGUCGCAACAGCAGCAAAGAUCGAACUGAUUCUCGAGACUUGAGGGGAGAUGGUCUAGGUUUAGCUUCGUGUACAUUCUGAUUCUAGUUCUGAUCAGCUCGAUUCAAAAAAUUACACCAACUGAUGUUACUCGAUUUUGUUUUUCUUAUAGUUUAAUAAUAUAUAUUUAUCUAAGCGGUGGUCGAUCAAAAAUGAGAAAAAAGCCUCUUGUUUUCCACUUUGUCGAUUAUCAAUUGUACUAUAAGCCACGAUUAAUCAUCUUUAGUAGAUUAUUAAAUUAUUUUCUACUAGUUGUAAAACUACUCGGCAAAAUCUCUCCAACUUUCUUGCUUUCUUUCUUUCUUUCUUUCUUUCUUUGAUGGAUUUCAAAGUUGGGGAUAUUUUGGAUUAUGAAAUUCUUACAGGAGUGAUUAAAUAUUAACUGGAUACUUGGAUAGGGAAGUGUAUAUUAUAUGCAUGUACAAAUUGAGUCAGAAAAUUGAGAACUAUUAAUAAUCUGUAUAGUAGAAUUUCUGACUUUUCUCGGUUCGUAACUAAAAGAACCGGAAUUUUGUCGAUUUUCUAUAUCUAUAAAAUUACGGCUACUUUUCAACUCUUCAUUUUUUUUCCUAGACUUUUGGUUUUUAAGGGUUUGGGUGUCGAAAAAAAAAAAUUGAUGUUGACUAUUUUUAACAGAGUGUAGUUUCCUGACUUGUAAUUAUAAAUCCCUCUCAUCUUACAUUUACGAAAUCGCAAUUGAAGAAAAUAUUUUAUAUAUUUUUUCUUUUUUUUUAGAUGGCCUUUAGAUUCUACUUGAAUAAUCUAAAACUUUAAAAUCUUCUGAAAAGUCUUACAACUUCCGCAUUUAUGCAAUUUAUUUAAUUAAGAAAUUGGUCGGUUUGGUUUUUUCUAUAAUUAGGGUUUAAGUUUUCCGGCCUUGUUAGGUCCGAUUAGAAAAAAAAGAGCUGUUGAUGCUUCAAAAAAGUUUUAUUCCUCUGAUGGAAGUUUCAAAAUUAUUUUUUUUUUUAUGACACAAUAUUUUGCUUUCCAGCUUUCAGAUGCGUAUUUAGAAGAUAGCAGAUUUAAAUUGAUUUUCUCUGGAUGACAAAAUCAGUCUUUUUAUUUAUUUUUUUGCAGGAAAAAAAAAUAGUAAAAGGCGUUCUAAAUACGCGUCUGACUUGUAAGUACACAGUAGAAACACUGAGCCAAAUAAAUCUACAAUAAUCACAUGUAAUAACGAGUACUGAGACUUUGUUCGUCGUUACAUUUAAACACUGAACCCGGUAUUAAAGAAAAACAGUGUAAGAAUUUUUUACGCUGCAGCGCAACUUUCCUGAAUAAAGAAUAUUUCUUU
This is a messenger RNA of Belonocnema kinseyi, 4415 nucleotides long. RefSeq names its product E3 ubiquitin-protein ligase MARCH6 (gene MARCH6). Bases 154 to 3111 code for a protein of 985 amino acids. Gene Ontology annotation, cellular component: endoplasmic reticulum membrane. NCBI's taxonomy places the organism in Eukaryota, Metazoa, Arthropoda, Insecta, Hymenoptera, Cynipidae. The record is from RefSeq and is a predicted model, not a curated record. The transcript has 5 exons. Gene Ontology annotation, molecular function: zinc ion binding.